CUAUUUUCAUAAUUUAAAGAGUUUUUUCGAUAGUGUAUUCCCCUUGCCUCCUAUUCCGACCUCUUCUUCCGCCGCUCUCUUUAUUUGUCACCAAGAUUAUCUUAGUAGGAGCCAGGAGGUAUCAAUUUUGUGUAAAUCUUGCCAGUUUUUACGUAUAACUGCCAUAUAUUUUAAUGGGGAAGCGUAGCAAACGACUCGCAAAUAGCGAAGAGCUUGAUGAGCUGCCAUGGAAUUCUUCUCUCCCCAAUGACGAUCCUUUCUCUGUCUUCACUGCUUCCGACAAUCUUGAAGGAGGAUUUUUAUCGCUCGAAGAGAUUGAUGAGUCUGAGUACAAUCUGGUAAUCCCUCAAUCUGUGGAAGAUAGUUUCAAGGAAAAGUCAGGGACAUCUCAAAAGGAGAAGAAAAGGAAACGGGUAGAUGUCGAAGUUAAAAAUGAUGAUACUGAAAUUGAGGCCGAUAAAGAGAGUGUAGAGGGUAGUGUUGAGCAAAAGAAGAAGAAGAAGAAGAGAAAGAAGAAGGCGGAGAAACAAGUACAAAAACUGGUGGAUGUCGUGGCUAAAGAUGAUGACAUUGAAAUUGAGGCUGAUGAAGAGAUGGAAGAGGCUAAUGUAGAGAGAAAGAAGAAGAAGAAGGCGACAAAGAAGAAGGCGGUAAAACAAGUACGGAAACAAGUUAUUGAAACCAACAUUGAAAAUAGUGAAGAGUUGGUGGAUAGAGAUGAAUUCAAUGCAUGGCACGAGCUGAGGCUUCAUCCACUUCUUAUGCAAGCAAUAUACAAGCUUGGAUUUAAGCAGCCAACACCAAUUCAAAAAGCUUGUGUUCCCGCUGCUGCGCAUCAGGGCAAGGAUGUUAUUGGUGCUGCAGAAACGGGGUCUGGGAAGACACUUGCAUUUGGCUUACCAAUCUUGCAACGCCUUCUUGAUGAGCAAGAAAAAGUGGGUAAGAUAAUGGUAGAAGAUCAGGAUGUUGCUCAGAAAAUUGCACCAAGAGGCUUGAUACGAGCUUUAAUAAUCACCCCUACAAGAGAACUUGCCCUUCAGGUUACUGAUCAUCUGAAAAAAGCUGCAACAUGUACCAGUUUUCGGGUAGUUCCUAUUGUCGGUGGGAUGUCAACAGAGAAGCAAGAGAGGCUUCUAAAAGCAAGGCCUGAAAUUAUAGUUGGCACACCUGGGAGGCUGUGGGAACUUAUGUCAGGAGGGGACAAGCAUCUUGUUGAGUUACAUUCAUUAUCGUUUUUUGUGCUGGAUGAAGCAGAUCGGAUGAUAGAGAAUGGACAUUUCCAUGAAUUACAGUCUAUUAUUGACAUGCUUCCUGCAGCUAGUCCAGCUAUGGAAAAGCAUCCCCAGGAUGUGCAGAACUGCUCGACUGUCUCUAUCCUCCAGAGGAAGAAACGGCAAACCUUUGUGUUUUCUGCAACAAUUGCACUAUCUCUUGACUUCCGCAAAAAGUUAAAACGGGGAACUCUUAAAUUGAAGCAGACAUCAACUGGUGGAUUGUCAUCCUUGGAAGCUUUAUCAGAAAGAGCAGGAAUGAGACCUGAUGCUGCAAUUUUUGAUUUGACCAAUGAAUCAAUAAUGGCUAGAAAUCUUGUGGAGUCCUUUGUUGAGUGUAGCGAUGAAGACAAGGAUGCCUACUUGUAUUACAUUCUGUGUGUUCACGGUCAAGGCCAAACAAUUGUUUUCUGCUCGUCAAUUACUGCGUUACGCCAUGUUGCUGCUCUUUUACGCACCCUUAACGUCAAAGUUUGUGUCCUUCAUGGUGAGAUGCAGCAGCGUGCUCGCUUAAAGGCCCUUGAUCGCUUUCGCGAGAGUAAAAAUGGAAUACUUGUUGCUAGUGAUGGUGCUGCCAGAGGACUAGACAUACCUGGAGUUCGUACUGUUAUCCAUUAUCAGCUUCCACAUUCAGCAGAUGUAUAUGUCCACAGAAGUGGACGUACUGCUAGAGCUUCUACUGAUGGAUGCAGUGUUUUACUGGUCUCGUCAAAUGAAAGAUCAAAGUUUGCCUCUUUGUGCAAAUCCUUUAACAAGGAUACUCUUCAGCGUUUUCCGAUUGAAAGCUCUUAUAUGCCAGAGGUUCGGAAGCGGUUAUCUCUUGCUUGUCAAAUAGAUAAGAUUUCACGGAGAGAGUCAAAGGAAAAAGUAAAAGAGAGCUGGAUCAAAAGGAAUGCUGAGUCAAUAGGGCUAGAUGUCGAGGAAAAUGACAGUGAAGAAGAUAGAGUUAACAAUUGCAGGCACAAAAAAUCUACCUCCAUGCGUAUGAAGAAACUUCAAGAGGAGCUCAAUAUGCUGUUAUCACGUCCACUGCAGCCAAAGUCCUUUUCACAUCGCUUCUUGGCUGGGGCUGGUGUUUCCCCAGUCCUGCAACAUCAACUGGAAAAGCUAACUCAGCAGAAAUCUGGUGGUGACAAAGGCUUAGUGGAUCAUGACAAGAAAUUAGUUGUUAUUGGUCAGGAUUGUGUGGAGCCGCUCCAGGCGCUUCUUCGGGCUGGUCCUGAGGUGCGCAUGGAUUUCAAUGAGCUUGCAGAGAAGCACCGAGACAUGGAGAAGUUGCGGAGAAAAAGAAAAGAGGCUAAAAAACGUCAGAAAGAGCAAAAGAGAACGGAGAAGAAAAGGCUAAAACAAGCCUAGUAGAGAUAAUUGGGAAGCAGAGAGCAAAUGAUAGCAAAAUUUUGUUAGCUAGUAGUCCAGUACUAUAUUUGUAACAUUUCGUUUGCUUCACUAAGAGUAGAAUUAUAAGAAAAAUAGGCCUGCUCACAUUAUAAACAGAUGUGAGUGAGUCUUUAUUUGAAUGGACCCUAAUGUUAAUAGGAAACCUCCCUUAUAUUAA
Beta vulgaris subsp. vulgaris (sugar beet) is the source of this 2826-nucleotide messenger RNA. RefSeq names its product DEAD-box ATP-dependent RNA helicase 13. The record is from RefSeq and is a predicted model, not a curated record. The coding region runs from base 174 to 2627 and encodes 817 amino acids. Gene Ontology annotation, cellular component: nucleolus. Gene Ontology annotation, molecular function: RNA helicase activity; nucleic acid binding; ATP binding. The transcript has 15 exons. Lineage: Eukaryota; Viridiplantae; Streptophyta; Magnoliopsida; Caryophyllales; Amaranthaceae.